Polyodon spathula (Mississippi paddlefish) is the source of this 3646-nucleotide messenger RNA. RefSeq names its product collagen and calcium-binding EGF domain-containing protein 1-like. The record is from RefSeq and is a predicted model, not a curated record. Gene Ontology annotation, molecular function: calcium ion binding. The transcript is spliced from 11 exons. NCBI's taxonomy places the organism in Eukaryota, Metazoa, Chordata, Actinopteri, Acipenseriformes, Polyodontidae. Bases 287 to 1477 code for a protein of 396 amino acids.
AAAAAAAAAAGUUAUCUAAACCAAACAAGGCAGCUCUCUGCCUAACAGAGGAACGACUAGUAGUACGACAUGAGAGAGAGAGAGAGAGGAAGAGAGAAAAAAAGCAUUUAAUGUAGACCGUCGUCGCGUGCAAUAAAAAGUGAGAGACACAAAACAGCUGCAUCUCGGAGCCACUCAGUCAUUCCUAGAACACCCAGCUGCCUUAUUUAAAGUUACUACUGAGGGAACACAUUUUUACAGCUGCUGCACGGUGUGGAUUACUUCUGUUCUACUUUACCUGUGGAAAAUGUGUUACACAAAUCUUCGGAUUAGUGCAGUAGUUAUACUGGUUUUAACAUUGUCGUUUUGCGGAUUAUCAUGGACCUACAGAGAACAAUUGAACGACACUGACGACAGAGAGGUGUGUUCAGAAAAUAACGUUGCCACAACUAAGUAUCCUUGCUUAAAAACCACUGGGGAACUGACAACGUGCUUUAGGAAAAAAUGCUGUGAAGGUUUUAAAUUUGUGCUAGGACAGUGCAUCCCCGAAGAUUAUGAUGUGUGUGCUGGAGUCCCUUGCGAGCAGCAGUGCACUGAUCAUUUUGGCAGAGUGCUUUGUACCUGCUAUGCUGGGUACAGAUAUGACCGUGAUAGGCACAGGAACAGAGAAAAACCUUACUGCCUCGAUAUUGAUGAAUGUGCCACUAAAAAUGAGACUAUUUGCUCUCAGGUCUGUAUAAACAUUCCUGGCAGUUACAGAUGUGAGUGUGAGAAGGGUUACUUCUUAGAAGAUGAUGGGAAAACCUGUACCAAAGGAGAAAGGGCCAGUCACUUUGAAAAGUCAGACAACGUAAUGAAAGCAGGGACAUGCUCAGCUACAUGUGAGGAGUUUCAGCAGAUGAGACAGACGGUCCUACAGCUCAAGCAAAAGAUUGCCUUAUUGCCCAACAAUGCUGAUAUUAGCAAACAGAUAACAAGUGAAAAAAUACUCACGUCAAAUUCGUAUUUGCCUGGUCCUCCUGGACAACCUGGACUUCCAGGGCCACCAGGUGCCCCUGGACCUAAAGGGUCUAUUGGACACCAGGGGCCACCUGGUCCCCCUGGCCCGAAUGGACCCAGAGGAAUGAUGGGACCUAUGGGGCCAUCACCUGAUCUGUCCCACAUCAAGCAGGGAAGACGAGGCCCAGUGGGUGCACCUGGAGCUCCUGGAAAAGAUGGUGCCAAGGGAGAGAGAGGGGCUCCUGGAUCGACAGGACCUCCAGGCCCACCAGGUUCCUUUGACUUCUUGCUGUUGAUGAUGGCAGACAUUAGAAAUGACAUUGCAGAGCUCCAGGAGAGAGUGUUUGGACACAGAACCCAUUCUUCAGGGGAGGAGUUCCCCCUUCCCCCUCAAGGCAUGAGGGACCCUCAGGAUACAAUAGACUUGGGAUCGGGAGAGGACUACAGACACAGGGCUACACCAAAGAAUAUCAAAAGAAGGAAAUCAACCCCACACUGAUCCUUAUUGAAGUUAAAAAAAAAAAAAAAAAAAAAAAAACAUUAAAUAUUUCCUAAGCUGUAUAUAAGCAGUUUUCUACUGUUGUACAAAUUGAAAGUGACUUUGCCACAGUGAAGUUCUAUAUUACUUUUGACAAAUCUUUAUUUUUUUAAACCUAUUGUUUCAGUCUGGUGUCAGAUGAUUUGGUGCUUAAAUUGCAUACGUGAUUAAACACACAUGUAUUUGCAGUUAUGCAUAAGCAAAAUUACAAAGCAUGUUUGACACACUUCCUUUCGAGAGCUUAAAAAAAAAUAGAUCUUCCCAGAUGAAACUUGCAACAUAAGAGGCAUGAGGAAAAACUACUGGCAAUUGAAAAUGCUUAUAGUAAUGAAUGUCAUACUAUGCACAUUCUUUUUAUAGCUCUUAGUUUAUUUUUAGAUAUAUCUAUUAAUCCAAGUGUUUACUUAAAUCGUGUUGCAAAUGAGGGGGGUGCUUAAUCAUAAAUGUAACUCUUCAUUGGAUGGAAAACACUGUCAAUCCCAAUGUGUACAAACUUUCAAUCUCAUACAAUACUGAGGGUUGAUGUACUAAAGUGCUGUGGCUGUUGCAGUAGUCGCAAACCAGUUGCAAACAAGUCGGAAGUCUAGGGUGAAAUGUACUAAACAAGAGCAAUGCUGAUAGCGACUUUCUAGGAAAUGCUUUGCGGCAGCAGUUUUUCUUUGCUGUUCCACCUAAGAUGAAUAUGUAGUUACAGGCAUUCCUGCAUAAAUUCACAAAAAAGGGGGCAGAGGUCAUGCAAAUGAGCUCUGACACUACCCAGUUUAUCCUGAAGACCUGAAUUAGUGUUCAAUUUAUAAUUGUCCAUUUUCUUUCUUUUUUUUCUGUGGAAGCUAUUUAAUUCUGGCUGCUACUGGAUGUCCUUUGAAAAUGUAAUAGUUAAAUCAGAAGAUGAGUAUAAUAGCGUAAUCUAUAUAACAAAUAUAAGUAAAAUUGUUUUACACUGUAUGUCAUAUUUCUAUCUGCCACUAAGACUGUAAGCGAUUUGAAAUCAGCCCUGUCCAUUUUCACAGGCAGCCAACCAAGAUUAAAGCAGACUGAAUCGGGACUCCAUCAGUCGUCAUUGAGAUUGCAGGUUGUCAGAACUCUGUCUCUCAAAUUCGAUAAAGGAAAUUAGGUGCUCGAUGUGAUUGCUAGAUACAGGUGCUAAACUGCAGAAAGAAAGAAUACAUUGGGGCUAUGAAUUAAUGUUACUGUCAGGAAAGUUAAAAAUGGGAACUAUACCAAAAUGUGACACAAUAGACUCAAUAAAUAUAUGGUUUGGAGAUUGGUUUGGCGAGGAAACUGUCGGCAGCCCCAGUUUGAUAUUGUAACAAGAUGAAAUAGAGUUUUACAGACUGGUUUCAUACAGAAGGAAACUAAUUGUACCAGGAUGUUAAAUAUUAUACCCAACAUAUAUCACUAUAUCUGAAGGUAAUUUAAUAUUUUAUGCACAUGAUACGUUGGCAUCUAAUCAUUGUAAAUAUAAUACAGAUUUAUUCAGUAAACAUGUUUUUGAUCCCUCUUUGUUGCAACAUCAAUGUGUUACUAUAAAUACAUUUCCUUUUCAGUACCUUUUUACCAAGUGCUUCCUCAUAAGAGACCUUGUAUAAUAUGGAAUUAGUUAUAUGGAGUUACAUGUAUAUUCAUGGUUCCUCUUUGCCCCAUUAUGUCCACUACCACUUCACUAUACACAGCAGAACAUGCAUAACACAGUUCUUUAUUUAUCGUUCCUGACUACCAAGUUAUUAAUGUACAGUAUUUACAAAUAUCAGGUAGGUCAAAUGGAAUAAUUAUCUACUUUAAAACAUGGUUUGAACAUAGACCUGGAUUAAGGGGCCAACACUAUGACGCUAACACAGGAAUUGGCAAUGUUGGUCCUUCCAGAUUAGGUAGGGUAGGUGUUCCAACCAGUUCUCAGUUGUUUGAUUUGAACUAAUUAAACCUCUUAUUAUUAUCACUAUACCUGGUAAGCCUAGUUUAGAAUAGCAGAGGACUGGAAUUUCAUGGCACAUGUGAAAACUAAAUUGUAAUAUCUGUUCUAGAUUAAGAUAAAUAAUAUUAGAUCACUGUGAUUUUAACAAAAGUAUUACAUUUUUCUAGAGCCAGCAUUUUUUUUCUGCUUGUGUUCCAUAUUGUCAGGAUCUGAUCUGA